CUUUCAAAACUCACGCACCUUACUCAAUCGUGAUAAAGUGAACGCUUAUCACAUGCUAGUUUCGUAUUGAGCACUAGCUAGAAGUCUGAAGAUCCAGCGUUCGCUGUCUGUCCCUUCACUCUCUUGGCUGGAACCACGCGAGAAAUGCCUUCCCAUUGUGAUGGUAGAAGAUCAGCCAUUUUUAGGCAUUGGCCGCGCGAGCAACGACAUGUGGUGCAACGCCGACGAGUCGUAUAACUGUACGCACCAGCGUUGAAAGGGGGGAGGAGUUAUGGCGGAUUUGUUGAGAACCUUCCCUCAGGGGGGGAGACCAGAUUCGUCAGCAGAUGCCGCAUUAUUACCAACGCAACCUACCAUCAAUUCUACGGCAGAAUUUUCUGCGAAAGAAGCAGGAUCGUCUGCUGGCUCGAUCUCUACAAUCCCCUCCGCGCCAGAAUCAUGCAAAGUGGCAUCCACAGCAGCAUCAGAAUCGUUAGAAGUAUCGGCAUUAUCUAGGGCCGAGUUGGACCAUUCUCCCGCGCACGAAAUCCCACAGCCUCACAUCGCGCCGCAGGGAACCAGCACCGCCGUCGCUCCAGCCCCGGCGAUCCGACGGCCAGGAUACUUCGCUACAAGAUCAGAACUCGGUAUAAGCUCAGACCUCGGUAUAAUCUCGGAGUUAGGCCCAGACGGCUACAGUACUCUUUCAGCUGCGAAAUCCCCUCCAGGAUGGGCUGCAGGGAGCGGUGGAAACCCUAUCACCAGCAUGCAGGCAGCGCCUGGCAAAAACCCAUUCGGUACAGUCACAUCCGCAGGCGCUGCUGCAGCAGUGGCUGCGUUACAAGCACGCAGGCACUGGCUGGCCAGGCUGCAGGAAGGGUUACCCCAGGCGGCAAUAGUGGUGCUCCGAGUGCUGGUGCUGGUGGCUGCUGCGUGGAGUGCCUGUGCUGUAGUGUUCUUCUCCUUCGUUAUAAUGCCAUGGGUCAUGCUGCAUAUCACCAGUGGCUCCCACCCACAUUUCCGCGCCCUCCUUUUUAAUCACACCUCGGUAGAUUCAGCAUCUGCUACGAGAGGCCUAGGCGGAAUCGGAGGAGAGAAGGGAGGAGAUGGAGAGGGAGGGAUAUCCGUUAUAUGCGGCAGAAGACUGUCCCUUCAUUAGUAGAACAUUCAAUUGCCUGGAGAAUGGCCGGACGGACUUUGACUACCUCCACUUCGCAUGGCGGGAGAGCGAGUGCACCCAGCCAUUCAUCCGUUUCCGAGCAGAUCGGUUCUUUGAGGCCUUCCAGAACCGUCGGAUCGUGUUCGUGGGAGACUCUAUACUUCUGUCGAUGUUCCAGUCGCUCCUCUGCCUUCUCUCCGUGGGCCCCUCGCUCCCACCCAAUCACAGCCUGCCAACAGAGCGCCUCAACCGCACCUUCCCCUCCCUCCUGCAUCCUCCUUCGUCGCCUUCUUCCCAUCUCUCCUCCUCUUCCUCCUCCUUACCUUUAUCGUCUCCCCACUCCUCCGCUUCCCCCUCCUCCUCUACCACUUCUUCCACUCCUCCCUCUUCCUCCUCCUCCUCCUCGCCCUCUUCCUCCCUCGCAGACUCUAAGUUCCCCUCCCCCGCACCUUUGAUCUUCCAGUACACGUUCCCCCAUGCCAACACGAGCCUUGAUUUCUUCCAUUCUGACUUCCUGACCGUCCUUGAAGCCGCCCCUUCACACACGCCUGAUCCAGAUAUACCUGAUUCAUUAAUAUCAGAGUUUCAGUCCAAGAGCGCCAAUGACAGCAGUACGGACACCAGGAGCAUUGUCACUAAGUCUGGUAGCAACGCCAGCAUAGGCAGCGGCAGCAUAGGCAACGGCAGUAGUCUUUCCACGAGUAUUUCUGGAACCAGCCAGGAGCCAGGUUCCGAUGGGUCGGAUGCGGUAAAACCAGGUUCGGGCAGGUCCAGCUCUCUGCAGUCAGGCUCAGAGGGGUUGGGAAUGGUGAGAGUGGUGCGGUUGGAUGCAUGGGCGGCGUAUGUAGUGGCAGCACAGCCGCAUGUGCUGGUGAUACACACGGGAGGGGGGUGGGUGGGGCUGCAGCGGCGGUGGCUGGAGCCCAGGGUCCAUCCACAGACUUCUCAAAACAAGGUGAAUGUUGAAGGUGAAGCUGCUGAAAGCAUGGCACCCGUGGAAGCGCCUUCAGGUGGAGCAGGAGUUAAGGGAGUGAUGGAUGAGGGGACAUGGGGCGGUGGGAAAAGCAAAGGGAAUGAUGGGACGAAAGUGGGAGGUGAUAAAACUGGUGCGCGGAAAAGAGGAGCGACAGGAAGCCAGGCGGGCAGUGGGAUGAAGAAAGAAGGGGGAAAGGGUGAGACAAGGGGUGAUAAGGUGACGGAGCGAAGGGGAACUGUAGCGGCGGUUGGAAAGGCGGGUGAAGGAAUGGGGAAGAAUGGAGGAGGGCAGGUGGUUAACGCGUCCAAGGAGAACACGUGGAAAGGGCAGAAGAUGGUGGGCCAGGCGAAGGGAGGAGAGGCAGAAGGGAAGGCAAAUGGGGGGAAGGCGAAGGGGGGGAAGGCGAAAAGGGGGAAGGCGAAGGGGGGGAAGGCGAAAAGGGGGAAGGCGAAAGGGGCGAAGGUGAAAGGGGCGAAGGCGAAAGGGGCGAAGGCCGGGGGACAAGAGAAGAAGGACGAGAAGAAUCGGAGGGAGAAGUCAUCCGGUGGAGGGAGAAGAGGGGAGAAGGGAAGAGGAGGAAAGAAGCAAGGGGGAGAGGGAAAAAUGAAGCCAGGUGAAGGGAAAAGGGGAGGGGUUGAAGGAGGGGUUCAGGGAGGGGUUGAAGGCAGAGUGAAGGAGGGAUCUGGUGAUAGUAAUGGUGGAGACUCUAACACGCACAAGAGCAGUGAGUCUCAGCCCGAUUCGCUAGAAGGGGGUGAGACCUUGCGAUUGGGUGAUUUUGGCGACGAUGACAUUCUACAGAGUGACAGUAUCGGGAGUGGCAGUGUAGAGAGCGAUGGGGUGACAGCUGACGGUACGGCAAGCAGCGGCAUGGGCAGCAACAUUACUGAAUCUCAGAGCAAUAUUAGAGCGUCUCACUCGCUGACCGAUGGUGACUUGCAGACCCAAUUCAGCAGCAGCAGCAGCAGCAGCAGCAGCAGCAGCAGCAGCAGCAGCAGCAGCAGCAGCAGCAGCAGCAGCAGCAGCAGCAGCAGGAGCAGCAGCAGGAGCAACGAAGACAGAAGCCCUCACGUGUCAGGCAACGGUGACAGCACCAGCAACAAUGGGAUUACUAAUGGCAGGUUUAGUAACAGCAGUGUCCGUGGCGGCAGUAUCUGGAACACAGAUAGUUUUAGCAUCAAUCCUAUUAGCAUUGCCCGUAGGGGCAGCAGGGGCAGCGGCAAGGGGGGGAAGAGGAGAGGGAGAAGUGGGAGGAGGGGCAAGUGGAUGUGGCGACGGCUGCUGAGCCGUGGCGAAGGGCCAGUGGUUGUGGCUGAAGACACGGAGAGCAUGCUGAAAGAAGAGGUUGACGGUGCCUCGUUCCAUUCACAGGCGCCUCAGACUCUGAGGCGUUUGGAAUCGCCUCCAGAUCCAGGUGGUGUGAAGGCUCGUGAGAGCAUGGAUGGUGAGGGUGAGGGUAACGGUGGCCUUCUUGUGGGUGAGUUGGUGGGUGAGUCGGUCGGUGAGUUGGUGGGUGAGUCUAUGUUACGGGGUGGUGAGUUGAGAAGCGAGGAGGGGCAGGAGGAGGAGGAGCAGGGCAGUGGCCUUGUGGCGAAUGAUGAUGGCGUCUUUGGUGAGGCUAUUGGUGCAGCCAAUGCGUCGCUCACCCAGGAUGGGAUUUCUGAGGAGGAUGGCACUGCAGGUGUGAAAGAGGUUGGUUUGGGGGAGGAGGAGCAGAAGGAGCAGGACUGGGGUAGUGACCUUGUGGCGAAUGAUAGUGACGGUGCCUUUGGCGAGGCUAUCCGUGCAGCCAAUGCGUCACUUACUCAAGAUGGCAGUUUUGAGGAGGAAGGCACUGCGGCUGCGAAAAAGGAUGGACUGUGGGAGCAGGAGGAGCAGCGGGGCAGUGUCCUUGUGUUGAAUGAUGGUGACAGUGUGUUUGGCGAGGCUACACGGGGAGCGAAUGCAUCGCUUGACCAAGAUAGCAUGUUUGAAGAAUAUAGCCUUGCAGCUGUGAAAGCGGAUGAACUGCCAGAGGAGGAAACCCUACUUCAAGCUGAUGCUGGUAGAGAGAACAAGGAGGAUGCUAAUAAAGAGGAUGCUAACAAGGAGGAUGAUUUACUGGACCAGGCUAGUGUGCUUUCACCUGAUCUGCUUGACACGAAUGAGUUUCUUGACCCCGUGUCAGCAUUCACCAAGACCCUUCAAAUGCUCCACCACUUCCUCUCCACCCAACCCACCGCCGAAUCCAUCCCGACUUUUUUCCUUGGGCUUCCCCGAGAACAUUAUUUUCGGGCAGCCCAGGACAACAGCAGCUCGCUAUGUCCGCCCGACGACUCCACAUGUCUAGAAUCAGGGCGGUGCAGUGAGUUUUCGAGACCUAGGGAGUGGUUGGAGGAGGGGGGCGAGGAGCAGGCGCAUCAGCAGCGGUGGCAGCGGUGGCGGUGGCGACAAGAGAGGGAGAGGAGGGAGAGGAAGAAAGAGUGGGUGCAGUCAAGUGUGGGGCAGAUAGAGGGGGUGGUUGAGAGGGAGAUAGGGAGGGGGAACAGGGUUGUGCUGCUACGAGCAGGAGGGGUCACUGAUGCUCGUGCUGAUGCCCAUAUUGGCGCUUCCCUCCCUACUGAACUGCUUACAGAGAAUAGGGCAGGAGGGGACACUGGGAGUGGUUACUCUGAUACCAAGAGGGAGGUGAGGGAAGACUGCAGUCACUUCUGUGUGCCUGGGGUGCCGGAUACGUGGAAUGAGAUGCUCCUCGCUGCCCUAAGGCUACAAGGGAUGAUGGCAUGACAAAGAAAUUGUACCUGCUAGAGGAAAUGCCUAACAAUGUUGCCUUAACCCGGUUUUGUCCAAAUGCCGAAGCAAUAACAGGCUUGACAAAUU
Messenger RNA from Closterium sp. NIES-67, 4973 nucleotides. Lineage: Eukaryota; Viridiplantae; Streptophyta; Zygnematophyceae; Desmidiales; Closteriaceae. The record is from the annotation of a GenBank genome assembly.